GUCAAAAACGUCAAAAAAUGAAUGGAAAAAACAACUCGAGUUUAAUAAAGUUUUUCAAAAAUCUUUUUUGCAAUUAAUAAAUAAUUCUUAAAAAUAUAAUUCGAUAAAACAAGUGAUCUCAAAAAAAUGUCUUCUCCCGAACCACCUUUAGAGAAAAUUCAAGUUAAACAAGAAAAACUUGAUCCUGAAAUCGAACAAAAACUUAACCCAAAUCUUUUGCUACCCGAUUCAACCAAUGUACAGGAUCCCCCGGAUGGAGGAGAAUCACAAGUCGAAGAACAAGAGAAAAAAAAUAUCGAACCAGUAAAAUCUUCAAAUGAAAUUCUUGCAGAACUCUUUAUGGUAUUUAAUGCAACUCCACCCGAAGAACUAUUAAGCACAGAUAAAGCAUCCAGAAAAUCUAAAAAAGAACACAAAAAAUCCAAGCACAAGAAAAGUAAGAAAAAUAAAAAGAGAAAAGCCGACGAAAGUGGUAACAGGUCUGACAAUGAAUCGCACGAAUCUGAAAAUAAAAAAAUUAAACGUGAAAAUCACAAACAUAAACAUAAGAAAUCUAAAGAAAAGGAAAAAGAUAAAGAUGAGCAGAAGAUAUCAGCUGCAUCCGAUGGUACCGUAAUUAUGGCUGCUGAUUCGUCUUCCUCAAGCAAACUGAAGCACACUAUCAAAAAGGAGCCUCUCGAUGAAGCUAGCAUAAAAGUUGAAAAGUCGCAAAGCAAACGCGAGAGCCGCAGCAGAGUUGAGAAGCGUCUUCGGAACUGCACUCGUGUGGAAGAAUGUUCCGAUGUUUCUCUCUCCGACGAAGAAACGUAUCUACGUGAACGAAGUCAUUACAGAGACAAAGAUACAGAGGUAAGUUCACGUUCGUCCAAAUACGCCGACCGGCGACGAAAUUCCUUUUACAGAACCAGCAGCAGCUACUAUUCGGGAGAUCGAGUCGACAGAAGCCAUCAGCGCCAUCAUCAUCAUGACCGCUCUCGGUCUAGGUCCCGCCACAGGACUCGUUCUCGAUCGCGCUCGAAGCAAAGGUCAAGUCUUGGCAUUGACAAGAAACGUUUGCUGGAAAUAGCUCGAAAGAACGCUAUAACAAUGUUCAAAAGCGGUUCUCUUCCGGGCUGUGACGGCAUGAGCGAAGAAGUUAAGGACAAAGUUCUCAUGAAGAUGCGUUAUGGGGGCAAAACCGUCCAAGAUCUGACAAAUUUUUGUCGUAAACUGAGCAAGGGCGAAAACUAUGAUGAUUUGUCAGAGUUCUCAUCCGAUGAGCAAUCUGAUGUCGAUAAACAAGGAAAUGCUAAAGCUUUCCAUCAUCCAUUUAUCCUUAAAGAUCGCGAACCAAUUGUAAUGCAUAUUAAGAAUGCAAUUCCCAUCGCACCAAAAACUGCUGAUCAAAAGAAAGCUAUAACAAUGCAGUUUCCGGUUUCGUCAGGGCAACAACAUCGUCUAACUGAAGGAUGGGUUCCAGUUCCAGCUAAGGAACCUGAACCUCCUGCACCGGCUGCAAUCGUAGCAAAACAAAUCCCACCAAAAACAGUGGGUGUCCCGAAAAAUGUUUUUCAGAAACAGUUGCCAGUGGAGGAACAACAGCCGGCCUUUAAGCCGGUUGGUACUAAUGAAGCCGUUGCAAAUGCUACUGAAAACGUAGGAACAACACCAACAACUGAGGAGACUUUAACUUCUGUGCCAGCAAUUGUUCCACCUCCAGCAGUUCCCGCAGUAGUAGCAAAUGAAGCUCCUGCUCCCGUGCCGACUAUUUUCCCUGCAGCCGCAGCCAACAUUGAUGUAUCAACAAUCAUCAGUCAGAGAUUGAGUGCGAUGCGUCGUUUGCAAGAAAACCCAAUGGAUUGCGAAGCUAUUAAGAUGAUGUACACGUCUCAGAAGGAGAUGACAUCAUGGGCAUCGUCAAAACACAUGCCUGGUCAGUUUACUGGGAGUACUGGCGCUAAUAUUCUAUCUGCUCGAGAACUAACCAAAGGGAGUCAAGCUUGGGCUCGCAAGGACCAAUUGACAUCAACAGUUCCAGUGAGUGGCGGUAUGGGAAUGCAUUUGCUUAAGAAAAUGGGCUGGAAACCAGGUGAAGGACUCGGACGCGAGAAGACUGGCUCUUUGCAACCACUUUUGCUUGAUGUAAAAUUGGAUAAGCGUGGACUUGUGGCAGAUGAGGAAGUCAAUGGUAAUCGGCAGCAAGCAUCUAAUUCUUCGAAACGUAAAAAGAAUGUUGGUGGUGGCCAAGCGGCAGCUAAGCAAGCUAUUGACAGUAAACAUCCAGUCUGCUUGCUGAAUGAGUUAUCUUCGAAGAGAAAGUGGACACCUCCGAUGUACGAAUUGGUAUUAGAUGAGGGCCCAUCGCAUAGUAAGGUUUUUGUCUUUAGUGUUAAUGUAAAUGGACAAAUAUAUAAUCCCGGGACUGGUGGAAACACAAAGAAGGAAGCCAAAAUGUUGACUGCUAAAUUUUGCCUCCAACAAAUGGGAGUUCUGUCUUAAGAAGAGAAUGAAUUGUUGUGUUACGGUCUAUCUAUAAAUAGUUAACCAAUAAAAAUAAAACGACAUCCUUUGUAUAUAACUUAACAAACUAGUGUGUCAUAUGAUUGAGCAUAGCUAUAUGGAAAAAUAGGCGACGAUGAUAUGAGGGUUUCUGUGAUUUCGAAACUUUAAAGUUGUAAUACCUUCGUAUAAGUAAGUAUUACCUAUGUUGAUGUUCGUUCCAUCUUACUUAAUUAUCUAUGUAAUAAAGUUGCUUUUUAA
Messenger RNA from Episyrphus balteatus (marmalade hoverfly), 2739 nucleotides. It is a transcript of the gene Son, whose product is annotated as protein Son. The coding region runs from base 127 to 2478 and encodes 783 amino acids. The record is from RefSeq and is a predicted model, not a curated record. NCBI's taxonomy places the organism in Eukaryota, Metazoa, Arthropoda, Insecta, Diptera, Syrphidae. Gene Ontology annotation, molecular function: RNA binding. Gene Ontology annotation, biological process: regulation of mRNA splicing, via spliceosome; regulation of cell cycle. The transcript has a single exon.